Molecule: messenger RNA, 942 nt
Organism: Drosophila nasuta
Lineage: Eukaryota; Metazoa; Arthropoda; Insecta; Diptera; Drosophilidae
Product: putative OPA3-like protein CG13603
Exons: 3
Coding region: 13-765 (250 amino acids)
Biological process (GO): regulation of lipid metabolic process
Cellular component (GO): mitochondrion
Source: RefSeq, a predicted model, not a curated record
AGGUCGUAAGCAAUGGUCAUUGGUGUGUUUCCAGCCGCCAAACUUGGCGUAUUGGCCAUAAAACAGAUUAGCAAGCCAAUUGCCAAUGUGCUCAAGUCCAAUGCGAAGUCGAGUCCAUUCUUCAGGAAGUAUAUUUGCAUGCCGCCGGCUCAGUUUUACAAUUGGGUUGAGGUGAAAACCAAGAUGUGGGCCCUGAACCUGGGCAGACCUGUCACUGUGCCGCCUCUGAACGAGGCCAUGGCCAUUGAGUUGGGUGCCAACCUGCUUGGAGAAUUCAUCAUCUUUGCGAUUGGCGCUGGCCUCUUGAUAUUCGAAUACUCUCGUCAAACCAUCAAGGAGAACAAGAAGAACGAGGCCUUGCAGUUUGAGAAGAUGCAGCUGACGAAUACAUUGACGGAAAUGAAUUUUCGUCUGGAGCGUCAGGAUGCACAAAUCCGUGAAAUGACUCGGGUCUUGGCGGACUUGGACUCGCGCAACAUCUUCAGCUGGCACAAGGAGCCGCUGCAGGAGUACGUUACCUUCGAUCCCAACACGCCAGAUCAGAGUGCCAGCGCAAGGAAUGCCAAAACAUACGAAGGAUUCUAUGAUCCCACGGGCGGAAUGGCGUUUCGUGCCCUCAACUUCCUGCAGACACAAAUCUUCGUCGACGGACGCGAUCGAAAGGCUAAUCAUCAAGUUGAUGCAGUGGCGGUCGAAGUGGAUAGAGCAUUCGAUGAAUCACUAAGUAAGCCACAGGCGGAAGCUCCAGCAACUCGGUCACCAUGACCAGCUCGGGAUAAUAAUGGAUACGCCUGUCACUGCUUGAUUUGAACAAUUUGAGUGUUAUAAAACUAUAUACAAAUAACAUAAAUAGCUAGGUAAAAAGUCAAUAAGUGUAUAUAUCAUGUACAUUGUAACUGUAUUUAAUAAUUUUAUUGUUACUGAAAAAGAGAUGCAAACCAA